UUUUCUAUUCCUCCUCCUGUCCACCAUUUACUUCUCCAUCUCCUCUUCGUCAACAACCUCUUGCCGCUCCUCCUGCGGCCUACUACCCAUUCACUAUCCCCUAUCCAUCGACGAUGGGCUGCGGCAGCCCUCUCUACUGUCACCUCCUUUCCUGCAACGCCAGCCUAUCUAAUAACUAUCCCCCCAUUCUUCUCCUCCGCACUCCCUCCGGCUCUUACCCUAUCAUCUCCCUCUCCUACUCAAACCAAGACUCCCAUCUCAUUAUCUCUGACCCUUCAAUGUGGACUUGCAAAGUCCUAUCUCCUAUUCCCCAAGCCCCAUUCUCCCUCGACACAAGCACAAGAUUCUCCCUUUCCUCCAAAAACUCAUUUCUCUUUCUCAAUUGCAGCGCUGAUACCGUCAUAAUCGAACGCCGACCCGCACUCUGCGACAAAUUACCUGAACGUUGCGGCUCUUCUUGCGAUUCCAAUGCUUAUCUCUGCCAAAACUUUCCAGGAUGUCCUAAUUUGAUUCCGGAUAGCUCCACCACCUGUUGUUCUUAUUUCCCAACUGCGGUGGAAUCAGUGAGAAAAAUGCUUCGGCAUUGUAUGGGAUAUGUUGGUUUGUACUGGAGGGUAAAAGGAAGCGGUGACAAUGGUGAUGGAGAUGAGGUGGCGGAGUAUGGGAUUCGAGUAGAUUUUGAGAUUCCGGUCAUGGCCAAGUGCCGGAAUUGCAUGGAGAAGGGAAAUGGAACAUGUGGGUUCGAUACAGUGACCGAUAAUUUCUUAUGACUUUGGUUGGUGGAGAGAAUUCUACAACUAGUUUGUGAAGAUGGCUCAUGGAAGCACAGAGCUUCAGCUGUAGUUAUCGCCGUUUCUGCUACAGUGGCAUCUUUUGCUGGGCUGGCUGGCUUUGGAGCUCUAAUAUGUUACCUAAGGAAGAUGAGACGCAACAAGGUAGUCACCUGUGGGGUCCAAAGUAAUGAGAACAGACUAUUCUAAUUAAUAACUCAUUUGAUGCAAAUGUUAAUUAAUAAAUUAAUUAUUAUCAACUA
Messenger RNA from Dendrobium catenatum, 1033 nucleotides. RefSeq lists its product as uncharacterized. The transcript has 3 exons. Lineage: Eukaryota; Viridiplantae; Streptophyta; Magnoliopsida; Asparagales; Orchidaceae. The record is from RefSeq and is a predicted model, not a curated record. The coding region runs from base 114 to 770 and encodes 218 amino acids.